Molecule: messenger RNA, 3243 nt
Organism: Neogale vison (American mink)
Lineage: Eukaryota; Metazoa; Chordata; Mammalia; Carnivora; Mustelidae
Gene: STRIP1
Product: striatin interacting protein 1
Exons: 21
Coding region: 5-2518 (837 amino acids)
Biological process (GO): cytoskeleton organization
Cellular component (GO): cytosol
Source: RefSeq, a predicted model, not a curated record
CAAGAUGGAGCCGGCAGCCGGCGGUCCCGGCCCGCUGAUCAUGAACAACAAACAGCCUCAGCCGCCACCACCUCCGCCACCGGCAACCGCGCAGCCUCCACCCGGAGCCCCGCGGGCCGGCGGGGGCCUCCUGCCCGGGGGGAAAGCCCGAGAGUUCAACCGCAACCAGCGCAAAGACUCGGAGGGCUAUUCCGAGUCACCAGAUCUCGAGUUUGAAUAUGCUGACACAGACAAGUGGGCUGCAGAGCUCUCGGAGCUGUACAGCUACACAGAAGGGCCAGAAUUCCUGAUGAAUCGAAAAUGCUUUGAGGAGGACUUCCGGAUCCAUGUAACAGAUAAGAAAUGGACCGAGCUGGAUACCAACCAGCACCGUACCCAUGCCAUGAGGCUCCUGGAUGGCCUGGAAGUCACUGCCAGGGAGAAAAGACUCAAGGUGGCUCGAGCAAUUCUCUAUGUUGCCCAAGGCACGUUUGGAGAGUGCAGCUCGGAGGCAGAGGUGCAGUCCUGGAUGCGCUACAACAUCUUUCUGCUCCUGGAGGUGGGCACGUUCAAUGCAUUGGUGGAGCUUCUGAACAUGGAGAUAGACAACAGUGCGGCCUGCAGCAGCGCAGUGAGGAAGCCAGCCAUCUCCCUGGCAGACAGCACAGACCUGAGGGUCCUGCUUAACAUCAUGUACCUGAUUGUGGAGACUGUUCAUCAGGAGUGUGAGGGUGAUAAGGCUGAGUGGAGGACCAUGCGACAGACCUUCAGGGCUGAGCUGGGUUCCCCCCUGUACAACAAUGAACCAUUUGCCAUCAUGCUGUUUGGGAUGGUGACCAAAUUUUGCAGCGGCCAUGCCCCUCACUUCCCCAUGAAGAAAGUUCUCUUGCUGCUCUGGAAAACAGUAUUGUGCACCCUGGGUGGCUUUGAGGAGCUCCAGAGCAUGAAGGCUGAGAAGCGCAUGGUCCUGGGUCUCCCCCCGCUGCCUGAGGACAGCAUCAAGGUGAUCCGCAACAUGAGGGCUGCGUCUCCGCCAGCGUCUGCCUCAGACCUGAUUGAGCAGCAGCAGAAGCGGGGCCGUCGGGAGCACAAGGCACUGAUAAAACAGGACAACUUGGAUGCCUUCAACGAGCGGGAUCCCUACAAGGCUGAUGACUCUCGGGAAGAGGAAGAGGAGAAUGAUGAUGACAACAGUCUGGAGGGGGAGACAUUCCCCCUUGAGCGGGAUGAAGUGAUGCCUCCCCCGUUACAGCAGCCUCAGACUGACAGGCUCACCUGCCCAAAGGGGCUUCCGUGGGCUCCCAAGGUCAGAGAGAAGGACAUUGAGAUGUUCCUCGAGUCCAGCCGCAGCAAGUUUAUAGGUUACACUCUAGGCAGUGAUACAAACACAGUGGUGGGGCUGCCCAGGCCAAUCCACGAAAGCAUCAAGACUCUGAAACAGCACAAGUACACAUCGAUUGCAGAGGUCCAGGCCCAGAUGGAGGAGGAGUACCUUCGCUCUCCCCUCUCAGGGGGAGAAGAGGAAGUAGAGCAAGUACCUGCAGAAACCCUGUACCAAGGCUUGCUUCCCAGCCUGCCUCAGUACAUGAUCGCACUGCUGAAGAUCCUGCUGGCUGCGGCCCCCACCUCAAAGGCCAAAACGGACUCAAUCAACAUCUUAGCAGAUGUCCUGCCUGAGGAGAUGCCCACCACGGUGUUGCAGAGCAUGAAGCUGGGUGUGGAUGUGAACCGCCACAAGGAGGUCAUUGUUAAGGCCAUUUCCGCUGUCCUGCUGUUGCUGCUCAAACAUUUUAAGUUGAACCACGUCUACCAGUUUGAAUACAUGGCCCAGCACCUGGUGUUUGCCAACUGCAUCCCUUUGAUCCUGAAGUUCUUCAAUCAAAACAUCAUGUCCUACAUCACCGCCAAGAACAGCAUCUCUGUCCUGGAUUACCCCCACUGCGUGGUGCACGAGCUGCCGGAGCUGACCGCCGAGAGUCUGGAGGCAGGUGACAAUAACCAGUUUUGCUGGAGGAACCUCUUUUCCUGUAUCAAUCUGCUUCGGAUCUUGAACAAGCUGACAAAGUGGAAGCACUCGAGGACCAUGAUGCUGGUGGUGUUCAAGUCGGCCCCCAUCCUGAAGCGCGCCCUCAAGGUGAAGCAAGCCAUGAUGCAGCUGUAUGUGCUCAAGCUGCUCAAGGUGCAGACCAAGUACCUGGGGCGGCAGUGGCGGAAGAGCAACAUGAAGACCAUGUCUGCCAUCUACCAGAAGGUGCGGCAUCGGCUGAACGACGACUGGGCGUAUGGCAACGAUCUUGAUGCCCGGCCUUGGGACUUCCAGGCAGAGGAAUGUGCCCUCCGUGCCAAUAUCGAACGCUUCAACGCCCGGCGGUACGACCGGGCCCAUAGCAACCCGGACUUCCUGCCUGUGGACAACUGCCUACAGAGUGUCCUGGGCCAGCGGGUGGACCUCCCUGAGGACUUCCAGAUGAACUAUGACCUCUGGUUAGAAAGGGAGGUCUUCUCCAAGCCCAUUUCUUGGGAGGAGCUGCUGCAGUGAGGCUCCUGGGCAGGGGACUGACAAGGAAAGGCGGAGUGACCUUGGAGGUGCCCCAGGGGCUGUCCCAGUCCGUGGGUGCAGUGCUCCCACCUUCCUCCAGGUGGCAGCAUGGCCCCACAGUGCCCUCCCUAGGCCGCGCUGGGCUGGUGGGGGAGGCCACAUUUGGCCCCUCAUUGAUUCCCAGCGUCCUGCUCUGAGUGCAGUCUGCUCUCAGCUUGGGAUCCCCUCUUCCUUCACUCCUCCCUACCCUCUUCUCUUGGACAUGGUUGGUUGCAGCUCAUUUCUCAUUCAGCCCAAGGCUGGGAAAAGCUGGAGUGGGCUGGGAAGCCAUUGCAUCUGAAUCGCAGGGGUCACGCUGACUCUUCCCAAGAUGCACAGAUUCUUGGCAUGUCAGCCUACCAAGGAGGAGGGCUUAGGGUAUGGGCCAGGGCCAGAAAGUUGGAAUCUUGGUUUUGCUUUGGGGGUUUCUGAUGUCAUUCCAGCCUUCUGCUAAGUUUCGUCCAGAAGCGUUGGAGAGGCUCCUGCAUCUGCCUCAAUGCUUUGAUUUGGGACGGGGUUAGGGGGUAGGAAGGGAAGCUGAGCUUCGCCAGAGAUGCCACUUCUCCUCUGGGUUUGCGAGGGUCUGUAAAUACCUAUAUAUAUAUAUCUCUGUGUAUUCUCUCGUGUCCUGUGGGGUUUUUAACGUGUUUGUGUAUUCUGUUUACAUUAAAAAGAAGCGAAACCAA